AUGGAGCGCCGCCGAACCGUGACGGUACCUUCGCACUCUCCAGACACUGACGCAGACCUCGAUCUUCUAUUGGAUCAUGAAAAACUAAAUGAGAUCGAGCUCAACCGUCUUCUUGCCAUCCGUACGCCUCCCAAACGCAGCGGUAUGCGGUUUUUGCCCAAAGCACAAAAGGCGUCGGCACUCGAACUUUUAUCAAAGACCCAAACGCGUGUAGGGAAAAAAAUGGAAGUCGAACCAGUUGUCGUUUCCUUUGCUUUGGUGUUGCCGUUUCUCUUUGCUGGAACGAUUUUUUAUUGGAAACAAGAUACUAUUGGUACAUUGGCUGAUGGGGGCCCGCAACUUAAGCUUGUCACGUGGCUGAAAGCCCAUCCCAAUAUCGGUAAACGUUUUGGCUUUGAUGCAAUUGACGUAAUUGUCGUCGGUGGCUUUUUGCUACUGCAACUUAAUCUUGUAAUAGGCAAGUUGAUAGCUGACAAAGAGAGCGGGAAACUGGAAAAAGCGGGCUAUUUAAUCCGGACAGGUCGUGCUUUUGGCAUGAAUGGGCUUUAUGCAAUGGUUAUAUCCGUGAUUCUCGUGGCCCGACAGUCAUUUUUGCACAAGGUUUUUGGAUUAUCUGUAUUGUAUACUGGCACCUGGUACAAGGAAGGCAAAGUGGAAGAAAAGCUUUUUCCAUGUCUGGAUGAAACUUGUUCACCUAAACGACGUUACGGAUCGAUUCGAAAUUUUUCUGGAGCAAUAGCAAUGGUACCACUGUUCAUUGUUGCCGUUUCGUCAAUGGAGUGGGUACGACGUCGAUAUUUUCAACGUUUUAUUGUGUUGCAUUGUUUAAGUGCAUUUUCCGUAAUUUUUACGACUUUGCACUAUUAUCCCGCGUUGUUUUGGAUGGUACCGGCAAUUAUACUCUAUGGUAUUUAUCGAGCGGUUUCUGUAUUUGGACGUGGAAAGGCCAGUGUCGUGUCAACGACUGCAAUGAGUAAUAAAAUUAUUCAAUUGGAACUGAGACGAGUACCAAAUGUCGGAUCCGACUUUUUGCCGGGACAAUAUGUGUAUAUAAAGGUGGAUUCGAUUGGAAAAGAGUGGCAUCCAUUCACUAUAAGUUCCAGCCCUCUGCGUAAUCGCCACUCUUUUUUCUUGGAUGCUAAGGUGCAAGGACCUUUUACGUCGCAAUUGUUGACUCUUAUGAAAAUGCAGCAGCUUCAUACGGUUCAUGUGGAUGGAUACUAUGGCUCUGAAAUUAAGUGUGCUCCACACAUGGUGUUUAUUGCAGGAGGUAGCGGUAUGACACCGUUCCUUAGUAUUCUAGACCAUUUGAAGGCUCUUGCCGAUAUUAGUGACCGAGAAGAGAUGUCGACGGACGAUUCGGAACUGCCACGCACCUUGUGGGUAGUCUGGACGUGUCGUGACUUGGAAUUUCUAGAGGCGUAUGCAGAGUUAUUGGAUGCAGUGAACCGUUGUUCGCGAUGGAAAUGCAAGGUCUGGUUACAUUUCACGCAGGCUGGAACAGAUGAAGCUGGGUACGACACUGAAGAUGAUGACACUCAAACGGAGCCGGACGACCUGUCAGAAGAGAAUGUACCACGUAGCCAGCGCUUCUAUCCAGCCUCGUUACAUCAUCAUGCUUUUUCAGGUCAUAACUAUAUGCUGGGACUGCCCUUAUUUCUCGGUACGGGGUUGGGUUGUGUACUGCUCAUACUGUGGGUGUUCCAGCUAAAAAUGUUUUCAGCCAAGUCAUUCAUGAGACGUGCGGUGUUGCUUGGUGCUGGUGCGUUGGGGGCAGUACUUGGAGCUACAUUUGCACUGUAUAUAGUGCAGCGUUGGAAUGCUCGCAAAGAUACUGAAGGAAACAAUGUCACCAUGGAAGUUGCAAUGGGAGAGAUGGAGGUUGUCGGUUUAGACAUUCCGAGCCCCGCCCCUCCUUCCACUCCACGUUCAAUGCCAACACCAGCACAGUCUUUGCUUGGUCGCCGUUUCUUGAUCGAGAAGGAGCGCCCUGACUUGGGUUUUCGACUGCGCAUUGUGCACAAGGAGAUUCGCGAGAACUUCGGCGUGAAAGCAGAAGUGGCGUUACUGGUAAGUGGACCUGCAGAUUUACAACGUGAUGCUUUACUGCAAGCUCGUGAGCUUGUGGAACCCGCUUUCGAGGUGCACCAGAAAUCGUUCCUCUUGUAA
Peronospora farinosa is the source of this 2169-nucleotide messenger RNA. NCBI's taxonomy places the organism in Eukaryota, Oomycota, Peronosporomycetes, Peronosporales, Peronosporaceae. The record is from the annotation of a GenBank genome assembly.